Messenger RNA from Thelazia callipaeda (thelaziosis nematode), 1719 nucleotides. NCBI's taxonomy places the organism in Eukaryota, Metazoa, Nematoda, Chromadorea, Rhabditida, Thelaziidae. The record is from the annotation of a GenBank genome assembly.
AUGACGUCUAAGAAUACCUCGUUUGAUAGUAACCGAGGGGAAGAAUGUCAUGAACACUCUGGAGAUCAUACUACUCCGUCUCUUCAUGGUGAAUCAACACUUGAUUUGAUGGCGGACUUAUCUUUACGAGAAAGAGAAAAAAAAUUGAGUGCUUUAUAUUUGAAAAAUCGGCAGUCAGUUUUAGAAAAUUUUUUUAGUUGGACAAAUUUCGAUCAAGUUGAUCUUAUGAAAAUUCUUAUUCGUAACAUGUGUCACGAUCAGCAUGCACAAAUUGAUAUGUAUUUGAGGCCUAUAUUACAGCGAGAUUUCAUAGCCUUUUUACCAGAUCGAUUGGCAAGACAUGUUCUAUCAUUCCUUGAUGCACGUGGGUUGAAUGCGAGCGAAAAAGUUAGUCGAACAUGGAGACGUAUUAUUGCACAUGGAAGACUAUGGCGCCGACUAAUUGAAAGACAUAUUUCAACUGAUGCAGUCUGGAAAGGGCUUGUAAACAAACGUGGAUGGGAUAAAUAUUUCUUCGUGUCAAAAGAAAAAGCUCACACAUUAGUUCUCAAAGAACUAAAUUAUUCUUCAAACACGAUAGAACAGCUCAGAAACACAGCAGAGUCUCUUGAAAUUCAGCACAGAUUUUACAAAAACCUCUACCCCAAUUUAUAUCAAACUAUUGAAUCGCUGAAAUUUAAUUGGCAAAAUGGACGACAUGUGUUAUCUCGUAUCACUUGUCAUUCAGAGCCCAGUAGGGGAGUAUACUGUUUACAAUAUGACGACGAUAAAAUAAUAUCUGGUCUGCGGGAUCAUACUAUCAAAAUCUGGUUGAGAAAGGAUUUACAAUGUUCAAAAAUCUUGCGUGGACAUACUGGUUCUGUACUUUGCUUACAGUAUGAUGAUCGAGUUAUCAUUAGCGGUAGCAGUGAUCAUACAGUCAGAGUUUGGGAUGUAGAGACAGGAAAAUUAUUGCACACCUUAAUCCAUCAUGCUGAAGCGGUUUUACAUCUACGUUUCCAAAAUGGUAUGAUGGUCACCUGUUCUAAAGAUCGAUCAAUAGCAGUGUGGAAUAUGUUUUCUCCAGUAGAAAUUGUCGUACGUCGUGUGCUUCUGGCUCAUCGUGCAGCUGUUAAUGUUGUCGACUUUGAUAGUAAAUACAUCGUUUCAGCAUCUGGUGAUCGCACUAUUAAAACAUUCUUUGCUAAUUCAUCGCAGUUUGAAAUUUAUAAGGUUUGGAGUACUGACACAUGUGAAUUUGUGCGUACUAUGGUUGGUCAUAGACGAGGUAUCGCCUGUUUGCAGUAUCAUGAUCAGCUGGUUGUUUCUGGUUCAAGUGAUAAUACUAUAAGAUUAUGGAAUAUCGAAUUUGGUACGUGUUUGAGAGUUUUAGAGGGUCAUGAACAACUCGUACGUUGUAUUCGUUUUGAUGCUAAAAGAAUUGUGUCCGGCGCUUACGAUGGGAAAAUAAAAGUUUGGGAUCUUCAAGCAGCAUUAAAUCCACGUUGUCCGCCGGAUAGAAUAUGUUUAUUGACAUUAGUGGAACAUACGGGAAGAGUAUUUCGUUUACAGUUUGAUGAGUUUCAAAUUAUAUCGUCUUCUCAUGAUGAUACGAUACUCAUUUGGGACUUUCUCAACCCAGAGCAUUCUCCUUCGAGUGAUCAGUCUUCUGGGAAUAGUAUUGCAGCAAAUGCCGAUCUUCACCGGAAUUUAGAUGAUUCUGAUAAUGGUAUACCAUAA